UUCACACCCCUCAAAUACGUCUAAAAUGGAGAGGAACGGGGCUCCCAAGCAUGAUGUUGCACUAGCUAGACGCCUUCCCAUGCCUGGGAAGGCGACCGUCCUUGCAAUGGGCAAGGCUUUUCCUAGCCAACUCAUUCCUCAGGAGUGCCUGGUGGAGGGCUACUUUCGUGAUACUAAGUGCCAAGACUUGGCCAUUAAGGAGAAACUAGAGCGCUUGUGUAAAACAACUACUGUGAAGACAAGAUACACAGUCAUGUCCAAGGAAAUCUUAGAGAAGUACCCUGAACUUGCCACGGAGGGUUCGCCCACGAUCAAACAAAAGCUUGAAAUCGCCAACCCGGCAGUUCUACAGAUGGCAAUGGAAGCAAGCCUUGCUUGCAUUGAGGAGUGGGGAAGGCCAGUGGGGGAUAUAACUCACAUAGUUUACGUCUCCUCCAGCGAAAUUCGAUUGCCAGGAGGUGACCUUUACCUUGCCAGCCAGCUUGGCCUAAGGAGCGACGUUGGCCGGAUAAUGCUAUACUUUCUAGGCUGUUAUGGGGGUGUGACCGGACUGCGGGUGGCCAAAGACAUAGCUGAAAACAACCCUGGAAGCCGUGUCCUAUUAACAACAUCCGAAACCACCAUACUUGGUUUUCGUCCCCCAAACAAGGAGCGCCCUUACGACCUUGUUGGGGCUGCACUUUUCGGGGAUGGAGCUGCAGCGGUCAUCGUUGGCACCGACCCGAUACCGGGCAAAGAAUGCCCUUUCAUGGAACUGAACCAUGCAGUUCAACAGUUCUUACCAGGGACACAGAAUGUGAUAGAUGGAAGACUAUCGGAAGAGGGCAUAAACUUCAAACUUGGGAGGGACCUUCCAGCAAAGAUUGAAGAGAACAUCGAGGAAUUCUGCAAGAAGCUUAUGGAGAAAGCCGGAUUAGUGGAGUUCAAUGACUUGUUCUGGGCAGUUCAUCCUGGCGGGCCUGCAAUUCUGAACCGAUUAGAGAGCACUCUGAAGCUGAGAAGUGAGAAGCUAGAGUGCAGCAGAAGAGCUCUGAUGGACUAUGGGAAUGUGAGUAGCAACACAAUCUUCUAUGUUAUGGAAUACAUGAGGGAGGCGUUGAAGAGGAAGGGAGGAGAAGAAUGGGGACUGGCAUUAGCAUUUGGACCUGGGAUUACGUUCGAAGGAAUUCUGAUGCGUAGCCUGUGACAACCGACAAUUUGCAUGCAUAUAUGUUGCAUCUUCAUAUGCUUUCUUGGUUGGACUUAUAUGUCAUGGAAUGUCUUGGGUUAUGGACAUUGUUAUAGCUAGAUUGUUUGCAAGUUAAGUUA
Molecule: messenger RNA, 1308 nt
Organism: Vitis riparia (riverbank grape)
Lineage: Eukaryota; Viridiplantae; Streptophyta; Magnoliopsida; Vitales; Vitaceae
Product: type III polyketide synthase A-like
Exons: 2
Coding region: 26-1186 (386 amino acids)
Biological process (GO): polyketide biosynthetic process
Molecular function (GO): acyltransferase activity, transferring groups other than amino-acyl groups
Source: RefSeq, a predicted model, not a curated record